CUGAGCCGAGAUGGGGAGCAAAGCCCUGCACGCUCCGAUCCCCCUGCACCCGGCCCUCCAGCUCACAAACUACUCCUUCCUGCAGGCCGUCAACACUUUCCCCGCUGACCAGCUGCAGGGACUGUACGGCCUCAGCGCGGUGCAAACCAUGCACAUGAACCACUGGACUCUUGGCUACCCGCACAUCCAAGGACUGAGGUCGACAAUCACAGAGAUGGCAGCCGCCCAGGGCUUGAUGGACCCCAGGAUUCCCUUCCCAGCGUUACCCUUUACAGCCGCAGCUCAGCUCUUCCAUCCAAAACAAGCCGCCGUUGCGCACGGCAUCCCCUCGCUGCACAAGGACAGGCCGAGAUUUGACUUCGCCAACCUGGCCCUCGCCGCCACUCAGGAGGACCCGCCGAAAGCUGCGGAUCUGGCGAAGCUGGCAUCGGGACUAGGGGGAACCAUCUCCGAGCUGAGCAAGCUGUCCCCGGACAGAAAACCCACCCGGGGCAGGCUCCCCUCCAAGACUAAAAAGGAAUUUAUUUGCAAGUUCUGCGGCAGGCAUUUCACCAAGUCAUAUAAUCUCCUCAUCCACGAGAGGACCCACACAGACGAGCGGCCGUAUACCUGUGACAUUUGCCACAAGGCCUUCAGAAGACAAGACCAUCUCAGAGACCACAGAUACAUCCACUCCAAGGAAAAACCAUUCAAAUGUCAAGAAUGUGGGAAGGGAUUCUGUCAGUCUCGAACUCUAGCCGUCCAUAAAACCUUACACAUGCAGGAGUCUCCCCACAAAUGCCCCACAUGCGGAAGAACCUUUAAUCAAAGAAGUAACCUGAAAACUCACCUUCUCACCCAUACAGACAUCAAGCCCUACAGCUGUGGCCGCUGCGGAAAGGUGUUUCGGCGCAACUGUGACUUGCGACGGCACAGUUUGACGCACAGCCCACAUCAGGACUACUAGCCUGGACAGACUAACAAAAUAACAAAAGGACAAAACACAGGAAGACAAG
Molecule: messenger RNA, 995 nt
Organism: Scomber japonicus (chub mackerel)
Lineage: Eukaryota; Metazoa; Chordata; Actinopteri; Scombriformes; Scombridae
Gene: osr2
Product: odd-skipped related transciption factor 2
Exons: 3
Coding region: 11-946 (311 amino acids)
Biological process (GO): regulation of transcription by RNA polymerase II; embryo development; urogenital system development
Cellular component (GO): nucleus
Molecular function (GO): RNA polymerase II transcription regulatory region sequence-specific DNA binding; DNA-binding transcription factor activity, RNA polymerase II-specific
Source: RefSeq, a predicted model, not a curated record